AUUGGAGAUGCCCCCCCGGCUUGCAUUCUCGCACUUAUAAAAAGGAGAGACUUUCUUCCCCCCCGCUCCUCGCCCUCCACCAUCUUUACACUGCAGUGUACUUGUCAUCUCCAUUCCUUGUGGCGCACCAUUCCUACUUUCUUUUCACUCUAGCUCCUUUCGUCUUUCUUCUCUCUUACAGUUCUUCCUCCUCGCUCUCUUCCCACACUCGCACCUCAUUCCACACUUUUUCCCACCCUUUACUCAACCUUUCAACACCACGUUAUCCAACUCCUUUUUAACAAUGGCCUCCCACAAGCAACAGCGCAAGCAAAAGAAGCAGCAACAGGCCGUCGCCACUCGUAAUUCUCAAAAGGCUGCCGCUGAACGCAAAGGUGUCCCCCCUACCGAACCCAAACCUCUCAGCCGCAACGGACGCAGAAAGGCUGCUGCUCGCGCAAGAGCGAAUAGUCUCCAGCAGCAAGAAGAGACAAAGAUCCCCGCCAUCCAAGAUCCUAUGAAACAGCCGGCAAGUGAGCCAAUGGAUCUGGAAAUGAAACAAGAGUUGAACGUUCCCAUCGCUCAAAACGACGAGGUGCAAAAUGUCAUUGAGCCUGUUAAACAGAGAGCGAAUAGUCUCCAGCAGCAAGAAGAGACAAAGAUGCCCGCCAUCCAAGAUCCUAUGAAACAGCCGGCAAGUGAGCCAAUGGAUCUGGAAAUGAAACAAGAGUUGAACGUUCCCAUCGCUCAAAACGACGAGGUGCAAAAUGUCAUUGAGCCUGUUGAACAGAGAGCGAAUAGUCUCCAGCAGCAAGAAGAGACAAAGAUCCCCGCCAUCCAAGAUCCUAUGAAACAGCCGGCAAGUGAGCCAAUGGAUCUGGAAAUGAAACAAGAGUUGAACGUUCCCAUCGCUCAAAACGACGAGGUGCAAAAUGUCAUUGAGCCUGUUAAACAGAGAGCGAAUAGUCUCCAGCAGCAAGAAGAGACAAAGAUGCCCGCCAUCCAAGAUCCUAUGAAACAGCCGGCAAGUGAGCCAAUGGAUCUGGAAAUGAAACAAGAGUUGAACGUUCCCAUCGCUCAAAACGACAAAGUCGUUGCCGCCGUGGCUCCAGCAGCGGAACCAUCUGCGAAGGGAGGCGAGAUGCCUAGCCCACACCCCCUCCUGGUGCGAGCUGUGGGCGCCACUAGACCAAUGGCUGCAUUCGUCCACUCCCAUCCGGCCCUCACCACAGCGGCUGGUGUGGGAGUCGGACUGUGCGUCCUACCACUUGUCUUGCUGACCAGUCCGAUGAUAUUGUCGACGGCGGCGACGUACAAACUUUUGUGUCCAACGAGAGUCAAGGACACGUUACAUCAUUAUUCGGCCAAGUUAGCGGAGGAGAUCCGACGGGCAGCGCAAACUGUCUAG
Spizellomyces punctatus DAOM BR117 is the source of this 1387-nucleotide messenger RNA. RefSeq lists its product as uncharacterized. The record is from RefSeq and is a predicted model, not a curated record. The transcript has a single exon. Bases 284 to 1387 code for a protein of 367 amino acids. Lineage: Eukaryota; Fungi; Chytridiomycota; Chytridiomycetes; Spizellomycetales; Spizellomycetaceae.